Cricetulus griseus (Chinese hamster) is the source of this 932-nucleotide messenger RNA. Lineage: Eukaryota; Metazoa; Chordata; Mammalia; Rodentia; Cricetidae. The record is from RefSeq and is a predicted model, not a curated record.
AUAGUCUUUGCACCAUGUAAAAGCAUUUCCAAACUUUGUUUCUUUUCUACAGGUUAACAUGCCUCCCAGAGGGCCCCCUCCAUUCCCAGGGUCACCUCUCUUUGGUGCCCCUUUGGGAAGUCCUGUGCCACCACCCACUCGAUAUGGACCACCUCCUCCACUGAUCGGGCCUUUUGGGCCUCGGCCAGUUCCUCCACCAUUUGUUCCAGGCAUGGGUCCACCACUAGGCAUAAGAGAGUAUGCACCAGGUGUUCUGCCUGGGAAACGGGAUCUGCCUGUUGACCCUCGGGAGUUUUUACUAGGACAUGCACCAUUUAGACCUCCGGGUUCACUUGGUCCAAGAGAGUAUUUUAUUCCUGGUGCCCGUUUACCACCUCCAACUCAUGGUCCUCAGGACUACCCGCUGCCACAACCUGCUGCAAGAGACUUACUGCCUCCUGGCCCAAGAGAGGAAGCCCCACCUGCCUCUCCAAGCAGUGUCCAAGACAGCUCAUCGGCUCAAAACCCAUCCCUUAACUUUGUUUGACCUCUAUCACUGAGUCAGAACGAGAGAACGAGAGUGGACAGUGCAUUGUUCAUUAUAGCAAUGAAUUUCAUUGGCUUUAAUAUCUAAAAGUUUCUUAUACAGAGUUUGUUUUUAGUACUAAGCUGCUUUGGCAGUGUUUUUUUGGGCCAAACAAAAAAUAUUAUUCUCUAUUCAUAGUAAAAAAAAUAAUCACAUGUUAAGCUAAUGUCCUUCCAACUUGAAAUGUACAAAAAAGAAAUACCUGUGUCUAGUUUAUGUAGCAUAUGCAAUUGCUCAUGAUUUAGAAUAUCCUAAAGUAUUAACAUUUCCUGUAGAAAUAAAACGUGUACUCAAGGAUCACAAACUCGUCUUUGUUGCUAAAGUUCUUUGUAGUAAUAGUUCAUAAACUUUGUUUAUUAGUAUUUUC